AUGACCAACUUGGGGGCUACGGUGAAGAAUUUGGAAGUACAGAUUGGUCAGAUAGCAACUGCAAUACAGUCUCAACAAAAAGGACAAUUUCUCAGUGACACAGAGGUUAACCCACGAGAACACUGCAAUGCUAUCACCCUAAGAAGUGGUAAACCAGUUGAAGAACGCAAGCUUAGAGAGGUUGGGGUACCUAUAUCGGAUCCCAUUCUUGCAAGGGAAAAGCAAACUGAAGGGCAGAAAAUAGAGGUAGAGGCAACAAAGAAGAUUUAUAAGCCUUACUCAAUUUUAUUUCCAGACAACCCACCUAUCUUGAAGCCCCCACUACCAUUCCCGCAGAGGUAUUUGAAGAAGGAGUUUGAUGAAAAAUUCGCAAAGUUUUUGGAGGUCUUCAAGAAAAUCCACAUCAACAUUCUCGUUGCAGAAACCUUGGCCCAAAUGCCUAACUAUGCCAAGUUCUUAAAGGAAGUGAUGUCAAAGAAGAGAAAGUUGGAGGAAUUUGAGACUGUUAAGCUGACAGAGGAGUAUCUGGGCAGCUUCAACAUCCCAUGCAAUAUUGGUGGUAUCACAUUUGAUAGGGCACUAUGUGACCUUGGAGCUAGCAUAAACUUGAUGCCCUUAUCAGUGUUCAAAAAGUUGGGUCUUGGAAAAGUAAAUCCCACAACCCUUACCUUGGAACUGGCGGGUAGAUCGAUCACAUAUCCCAAAGGCAUUAUUGAAGAUGUGUUGGUGAAGGUUGAUAAGUUCAUCUUUCCGGUGGACUUUGUGGUAUUGGACAUGGAGGAGGAUGAGAAAGUACCAUUGAUUCUUGGCCGAGCUUUCUUGGCUACUGGAAGAGCAUUGAUUGAUGUACAAGAAGGAAAGUUGACACUACGAGUUAAUGAAGAGCAAAGAAACAGAGAAAAAAGGGAAUUAUUUUAUGAUCCGUUGGUGCAAUACAUGGAAAUUAAUUACUCAACAAUGGAUGCAUCUACUGAUGGUAAUGACUCAGAGCUAAAGAAAGCAGUGGAUUUCAUCUUAGCUCAAGAAGCUGACCCACCUGACAAAAAAAGAGCUAUGUAG
Messenger RNA from Olea europaea var. sylvestris, 1059 nucleotides. RefSeq lists its product as uncharacterized. The record is from RefSeq and is a predicted model, not a curated record. The coding region runs from base 1 to 1059 and encodes 352 amino acids. Lineage: Eukaryota; Viridiplantae; Streptophyta; Magnoliopsida; Lamiales; Oleaceae. The transcript is spliced from 3 exons.